Messenger RNA from Theobroma cacao (cacao), 1878 nucleotides. Its product is annotated as scopoletin glucosyltransferase-like. Gene Ontology annotation, molecular function: UDP-glucosyltransferase activity. The record is from RefSeq and is a predicted model, not a curated record. NCBI's taxonomy places the organism in Eukaryota, Viridiplantae, Streptophyta, Magnoliopsida, Malvales, Malvaceae.
CCUUCUGGUAGCCAAUAUAGAGUGUGAAAGCCAAUUUCAAUCAACCAUAGAAAAUGCCGGCCCAUGCUGCCCUUUUGUUUCAGUACUAAUCAUUAUUUGCAGCCUCAAUUUCUUCAAUUUCUGCUUCAAACAGUCUAAAGUCUUUUACAGAGGAAAUGUUAUGGAUACUGAAAGUCAUCAGCUUCACAUGUUCUUCAUUCCAUUCUUGGCCCCUGGCCACAUGAUACCAGCUGUGGACAUGGCCAAGAUGUUCGCGAUGCGAGGUGCUCAGACAACAAUAAUCACCACUCCAUUCAAUGCUUCUCUCUUCUCCAAUACAAUUCAAAGAUGCAAGAAUUCUGAUCUCGAUAUUGAUAUCAAGGUCCUGAAGUUUCCAUGUGUUGAGGUCGGGUUGCCAGAGGGAUGUGAAAACCUGGACUUAAUCACCACCCCUAAAGAUGCAAACAGAGAAAUGGUCGUCAAAUUUUGCAAGGGCGCAGCCAUGCUCCAAGAACCCCUCGAACAGCUGCUACAAGAAUUGAAACCAGAUUGCAUAGUUGCGGAUGUAUUCCUUCAUUGGACUUUUGAUGCCGCUAACAAAUUUGGAAUUCCUAGGUUCGUGUUUCAUGGGACUGGUUUCUUCUCACUUUGUGGAUUAGAAUGCAUGAGGCUAUAUGAGCCACAAAAGAAAGUUGAGUCAGAUUCUGAACCCUUUGUGGUGACUAACCUUCCUGGUGACGUCAAGUUGACAAGAAAGCAGCUGUCAGAUUUUAUAGAUCAAAGAAUUGGAGGUGACUUUACCCAGUUGCUGAUAGAGUGCAAAGUAUCAGAGCUGAAAAGCUAUGGAGUAGUUGUCAACAGUUUCUAUGAGCUCGAGGCAACGUAUGCUGAUUAUUUCAGGAAUGUUAUGGGAAGGAAGGCAUGGCAUAUAGGUCCCGUUUCGCAGUGCAAUAGGGGCACUGAAGAAAAAGCAGAGAGAGGAAAUGAAGCAUCCAUUGACGAACAGGAGUGUUUGAAGUGGCUUGAUUCCAAAAAACCCAAGUCAGUUGUUUACGUAAGUUUUGGAAGUACGACAAACUUCGCUGCUGCUCAGCUAAUGGAGAUCGCUAUGGGGCUUGAAGCGUCAGGGCAGCAAUUCAUCUGGGUUGUCCGGAAAAAGAAGAACAAGGAAGAAAAGGAGGAUUGGUUGCCUGAAGGAUUUGAAAAGAAAAUGGAAGGCAAGGGUCUGAUAAUUAGAGGAUGGGCACCGCAAAUGUUGAUUCCUGAUCAUGAAGCAGUUGGAGGAUUUGUGACUCAUUGCGGAUGGAAUUCAACCUUAGAAGGUGUAACUGCUGGUGUGCCUAUGGUCACAUGGCCAUUGUCCGCAGAGCAGUUUUUGAAUGAAAAAUUUGUGACUGAUGUUCUGAAGAUUGGGAUUGUUGUUGGUAUUCAGCAGUCGGUCAAAAUGUUGGGAAAUUUUGUGAAGAGGGAAACAAUACAGAAGGCAGUGAAGGAGAUAAUGGCGGGUGACAGAGCGCACGAAAUGAGAAAGAAAGCCAAGGCACUUGGGGAAAUGGCAAAAACAGCUGUUGAAAAGGGGGGUUCUUCUUACACUGAUUUGGGUGAUCUGAUUGCAGAAUUAAGCUUGCGUCGCCAUUCGGCAUUGAAUUAAGUGGAAGAAAGGAAAUCUUUCUUCUGUCAUUAUUUGCUUCUUCUUAAUUUCCUUUUAGUGUUUUUUCUUUUAUAAAUUCCUGUAUUAACGCUAACCUUUGGCUAGAGGGUUGUCUCAAUGAAUACUUUUCUUAUAAUCAGAGGUUGUUGUUAGAUGAUGCCUUCCAUAGCUAGCUUGGCUUAGUGCAGUUGUCUUUCACUUUCAAUGAGGUCUAUCAACAAUCAAUAAGCAGAUUUGUAUGUUAGGCA